AUGGAGGAAGCUGGUGUGCAAAAGCGCAAGCGCGGAAGGCCGCGGAAGAAUGAGGCGACGGCGCCUGCCCGUCGGGGGCGUGGUAGACCUCCCAAGAAGCAGAGGUCGGAGGCCAUCACGGUGGAGGACAGUGGUUCCGAAUGGGGAGAUGGUGAUGAGGAAUCGCCUCCAAGGGAAUCACCGGUGCAUACGGGUCUUGUUAUUCUACCAAACAGGGCUCAAAAUGUGCUGGAUGUCCGAGAGGGAGGGGAGGAACCAGGUUCAGGAGGGAUGGAGGCCGGUCCGACAGGUGAAAGUUCGCUUCGAGCAGAGGUGAAUGUGCCUAGGAGCCGUGGAAGGCCAAGAAAGACGUCUCAUAACGCACCGCCUGUUCAACGUCAAGAGCAGGAAGAGGAUACCGAAGAGACUGAGGGUGCUCCGUCAGGGGUGCCAAGAGCAGAUCAUGGAGGGUCUCCCAUCUUCGAAACGACUGCUCGUCGUAGACGUGGCCGACCAAGGAAGGUUGUUGAAGAUGAAGCUGGAGGAAGACAUCGGCCCAGAACCAGGAACUCCACAAGAGUUCAACGGCAGGAUAUGGAGGCCGAGGUUGUUGAAGCCGACGACUACGAGCCCAGCGAUUCAGAUGGGUUUAGACGUCAACAGCAGGCUGGGGAAUCGUGGGAGCCAGAAGGGAGAAAUGAGGCGGCUAUCCUUGUGGAGUUGAGGGAGGGGUACUCGCAGCGUGUGGAAUAUGCGCGGAAGCGAAACAGAGCCAGACCUCCGGUCACCAGGAAACGCAUUGAUGCACCAGGCUCUGGUUUCUACAAGUCCGGAGCUCAAGAUUCUGGAUUCUGGUCUGAGGAUGAUGAGGAACAGCUGCGCAAGACGUGGUUGGAGCGGCCGGAAUUGACAGCGCUGGGACUUCUAUCCAACUAUGGCUCCCAUCAAACGAACGUAUUCAAAGCGAGCUUUGAACUGUUCAAGAUCGACCCUUUGAGCCUAUUAUCGCUAUUUCGGCAAUGUCAAUAUGACAACGGUGAGAUGGGUUCGAUCAUGCAUCGAGGUUCACGUGUGGCCAAUCCAAUAUGGUCGCAUAGCUUCUGUGACAAGCUCCUCCUGAUCAUGGUACAUCCGAUCUUUAGGCUCCGGGGCGCCUUUCGUCUUAUUCCCCUCACAGUUUGCUGGGCUUCAAUGCUCCGGCGGCACAGCCGCGCCAGCUUUGAUCUCGAGGAGGUCAAGUAUCUGGAUCACGCAGGCUGUCCCAAUCUGGGGCGUUUGGACGACGGUGUACCAAGAACGAGGCUGGUGGAGAGGUUCAAAUCUGGUCAGGCCAGGCGACGUGAGGCCGGACUGUUCCAGAGCAACUUUGCGGAGCUUUUCCUGGCAGUUCACAACGUGGUGGGCAAUAUGGACCAGGAUGAGAGAUUCGACAGGCUGGAAGUCAGAACCUCGGAUCUCACCGACGUCAUCAAGGCCUUGGACAGUCUAAGCCCAAUGGCAAUGGCCCCGACCUGUGAGGCCCAGCUUCAGACGUGGCGUGCGGGCCGCGUUGGGCGAGGCUAUCCAGCAGGGCUCGAUGAACUCGAGGAGGCAUAUGAGGUGGCCUGGAAGGAUAUGUUCCGAAAGGCCAGGGGGCAUGUCAACAUCUCAGAUGGUAUCCCAUCUACUGAGACCCAGGAUUCACCUUUCCAAGACCCAGUCCAGGACGCCGCAGCGACGGAAGACGCUGAGCCCCCCAUCAACAGUCAGGAUUAA
Messenger RNA from Fusarium coffeatum, 1734 nucleotides. RefSeq lists its product as uncharacterized. The transcript has 2 exons. The record is from RefSeq and is a predicted model, not a curated record. Lineage: Eukaryota; Fungi; Ascomycota; Sordariomycetes; Hypocreales; Nectriaceae. The coding region runs from base 1 to 1734 and encodes 577 amino acids. Gene Ontology annotation, molecular function: DNA binding.